AUGGUAUCGUACUGUGAUAGUGAACAUUAUAAAAACUAUAUCGAUGGACUUACUUUUAUACAUCCUUUUUUUAAAUUUGUUUCAAAUAUUGUUAAAAAUGGCAUAACUUCAUCUACUUAUACAGAAAGAGCUAGAAUAAUAUUAAAUAUACUAGAACCUGAACUACAACCACUCGAGUAUAAUACUUCACUAGCUAUUUGUAAUACAACAGCAGGACUAGUGAUUACAAAAAUGAAUAUAAAAACACCAACUGUAGUUGAAGAUAUUAUUUGUUCGAAUCCAAAAUGUAAAAGAAAUACAAGUCGUCCAGUAGCAUUUUUGACAUUCCAGACAUCAGAUGGAAGCUUAAAUGGCUUACAACAAUUUUUAAACCAACGAUUAUCCACCGAGACGUCUGUCUGUGGUUACAUUUCAUCAAAAACAUUACUUUGUAGUAAUACAAAAACAAUAAUUUCAAAAUUAUCAUCAUUUCACAUUUUUAUAGAAGUUUUAUAUUGGAAUAAUGAUGAAACUAGCUGUAGUACUGAAGCUGGCCGUGCUAUAGAAGUACAAAUUUGUGAUAUACCUAAGGUUCUACUACACAAUGGCUGUUCAUAUGAACUAAGAGGUAUUGUAAAUUACCACAGUGGAAAUAUAAGAACAAGAUCAUCAAUUGGACAUUAUAAUGCAUAUUGCAAACGCAGUGAAAAAAGAUGGGAAAUUAUGGAUGAUCUAAAACUUAAACCAACCCCAACAAAAGAAAAUGCAAAA
Messenger RNA from Melanaphis sacchari, 750 nucleotides. RefSeq lists its product as uncharacterized. The transcript is spliced from 2 exons. Lineage: Eukaryota; Metazoa; Arthropoda; Insecta; Hemiptera; Aphididae. Gene Ontology annotation, molecular function: cysteine-type deubiquitinase activity. The annotation marks the transcript as partial. Gene Ontology annotation, biological process: protein deubiquitination. The record is from RefSeq and is a predicted model, not a curated record.